GGGGCUUCUGCGCGCCGCACCCCAGCUUCUCCGCAGCCCCCCGCCCCGCGCGGGACUCGUCCCCCGCUGCCAAGAUGGUCAUCCAGAAGGAGAAGAAGAGCUGCGGGCAGGUGGUUGAGGAGUGGAAGGAGUUCGUGUGGAACCCGAGGACGCACCAGUUCAUGGGCCGCACCGGCACCAGUUGGGCCUUUAUCCUCCUUUUCUACCUCGUGUUCUAUGGCUUCCUCACGGCUUUGUUCACCCUCACCAUGUGGGUCAUGCUGCAGACUGUCUCUGACCAUACCCCCAAGUACCAGGACCGACUGGCCACACCGGGCUUGAUGAUUCGCCCCAAGACGGAGAAUCUUGAUGUCAUUGUCAACGUCAGUGACACUGAGAGCUGGGACCAGCACGUUCAGAAGCUCAACAAGUUCUUGGAGCCUUACAACGAUUCCAUCCAAGCCCAAAAGAAUGACGUGUGCCGCCCUGGGCGCUACUAUGAACAGCCGGAUAAUGGCGUUCUCAACUACCCGAAGCGUGCCUGCCAGUUCAACCGAACCCAGCUGGGCAACUGCUCUGGCAUCGGGGACCCGACCCACUACGGGUACAGCACUGGGCAGCCCUGUGUCUUCAUCAAGAUGAACCGGGUCAUCAACUUCUACGCCGGAGCCAAUCAGAGCAUGAAUGUUACCUGUGUGGGGAAGAGAGAUGAAGAUGCUGAGAAUCUCGGCAGCUUUGUCAUGUUCCCCGCCAACGGCAACAUCGACCUCAUGUACUUCCCCUACUAUGGCAAAAAGUUCCACGUGAACUACACGCAGCCCCUGGUGGCUGUGAAGUUCCUGAACGUGACCCCCAACGUGGAGGUGAACGUGGAAUGCCGGAUCAACGCCGCCAACAUCGCCACGGAUGACGAGCGAGACAAAUUCGCCGGCCGCGUGGCCUUCAAACUCCGCAUCAACAAAACCUGAGGCCCCUUCCUCCUGCCCCCACCUCUUUCCUAUGGAUGCUUCUGGAAUGUCCCUGACCCUGCCUGAUCCCUCCCUCACCCACCCCAAAGUCCCUGUCUUGGUGGCUUUUGACGCAUCCGGCUUCUCCUCCGGCCUGUCGCCACCCCCUCUGCACCCCCCAUUCCCUCCUCUGAAAGACAACUGUUUGUAAUCGAGGACGAGGUGGCUCUGUGGCCUUUUCCCUGUUUUCUGGCACAUUUGUCUUCUCACCCUCUGGUGACGGCGUGCGCUGGGAACCAGGGUCUGGAAGAGGAGUCCCCGUUGGUUCUUGAAAAUUCUCUUCCUGUCAAUAGGCACUCCUCGGAGGGAUGGGGUUGACCUAGGCUGAAUGUCCACUUUGUUUUUGCCGAUGGUUCACUUCUCCCUGUUUGUUUUCCCAGAAUAUCCUUCAAGUUCCACUCUUCCCCAGAGCCCUGGGGGAGGGGCAGCCAUUUUGGCUGGGUCCCCAGUGGCCACCUUGGAAACGUCAGCUGGCUCUGGGACUAUUCACCUCCUUUCCCCCCUGGGCCCAGAGCUACCCCCACUGUCCUCUCUCUGGUUUCUCUUAGCAUGUUAUCAACUAAUCACUAACUCCUUCCCUCUCCGCAUGUCAGCCUGAACGUUGCAAACAGCCCCUCAGUCUAGGCUCUGAAUGUCUCGGCACCCCCCCGUCUCCUUCAGACCCCUUGGCGUUUUUAAACGACCCCAUAGUGUCCAUAGAAUGCUCCGUGAGGGGCCUCUGGUAUUCUUGAGCGAUAGUGCCCUUCAUUUCUGCCCUCUCUAACUGUCCAUCUCUUUUCUGACACUGCAGCCCCCACACCCCACCUUCCGAUGGACCCUUCCCUCCUUCCCUCUCGCUGGUCUGAGGUCUCUUCCCUUCGGGUCCCCAUGUUGUCCUGCAUUGUCCUCGCCCCGGUGGUCUUUCUCUGCAGUUAUUUAAUGCCUGUGUCAGAUCUACUGUAAAAAGAGGAUAAAGUACAAUAAAAUGAGAGCAAUUAU
This is a messenger RNA of Callorhinus ursinus (northern fur seal), 1964 nucleotides long. NCBI's taxonomy places the organism in Eukaryota, Metazoa, Chordata, Mammalia, Carnivora, Otariidae. The record is from RefSeq and is a predicted model, not a curated record.